AUGCUUGGACGGCUUUAUGAGCUACGAGAAGAAGUAGCAAUAUUUUUAGAUUCACAGCAGAAGGCAGACUUUCAUGACAAUUUCCAAUCUGAAGGUUUUCAGAUAACUCUAGCUUACCUGGUGGACAUUUUUGAAGCAUUGAAUGCUGUGAACCUUAAACUACAAGGGAAAAGCAUCAACAUCAUCACGCACCAUGACACCAUUCGAGCCUUCAUGGCCAAACUCGACCUCUGGAAAUGUCGGGUUCAGCAGGGAAAUGCAGCCAGUUUUAGGAACUUGGAUUCUGCUCUCGCUGACAAUAUAGAUGACAGGCGUGAAGCCUGGAAAUUCAUCAGGAACCCAUUUCAAUGUGAAGAAGCUGAUGUUGCUGAUGAAGUCCAAGAAGAGUUUCUAGAAUUGAAGUUCAACUCUACAGCUAAAGAAGACUUCAAAGAUGUGGAUUUGGAGACGUUCUGGGUCAAAUACCUUCCUGUUUACCCUCUGAUCUCACAUCAGGCUCUUCGGAUUCUAACACUGUUUGGAUCCACAUAUCUAUGUGAAACUGCAUUUUCCACGCUCGUUGCUAUCGAAACCAAGUACAGAAACCGCCUGAACGUUGAAGGGGACUUACGUUGUGCACUCUCAAGCAUUCGACCACGUAUUCAAGAUCUGGUAGCUAAGAAGCAGUGUCAAAUAUCUCACUAA
Messenger RNA from Macrobrachium nipponense, 684 nucleotides. Its product is annotated as zinc finger BED domain-containing protein 5-like. Gene Ontology annotation, molecular function: protein dimerization activity. Bases 1 to 684 code for a protein of 227 amino acids. Lineage: Eukaryota; Metazoa; Arthropoda; Malacostraca; Decapoda; Palaemonidae. The transcript is spliced from 2 exons. The record is from RefSeq and is a predicted model, not a curated record.